CGUUAGGUGAUUCAGACUUAUGAACCCAACGAGUAACCUUUGUAAGCUACUGUAUUCCAGUUUGUGACAUCAUAUGAUUCCACAACCUCUAUUUAACAUAACUUUCUAGUGUUGCGGUAAUUUCUAAAGUACUACAUAUCGAUAUACACUUUCCAAUGGGUCGAUUGAAUAACAAAGUUAGCAUCGUCACCGGAUCUUCUUCAGGUCUCGGCCGUGCCAUUGCCCUUGAAUAUUCGAAAGAGGGCGCUUUUGUAGUAUGCGCCGACCUACGACCAAAUGCGCGACCCGAGAUACCAGAAGAAUCGGUAAUAAAUACUCAUGAUCUUAUCAACCAAACAAAGGGUCGUGCGAUAUUUGUGACCGUCGAUGUGGGAAUCGCAGAGCAGGUUGAAGCCUUAGUAAAAGCUGCGGUUUGGGAAUUCGGAAGAGUGGAUAUGUACCACAGUUCUACUCAAACACCCAUUCCUGAGCUAAUGUCUGCAUUCAGAUUGGUCAAUAAUGCGGGAGUUUCACUUGAAGCUGGUAAACCACCAGCUCGAAUCCACGAGACAAGCGAGGAUGUUUGGGACCUGACUAUGAAAGUCAACGCCAAAUCUGUAUUUCUUGGUUGUAAAUAUGCUAUCGCGCAGAUGUUACAGCAAGGACCACAUUCUUCAGGGGACAGAGGCUGGAUCAUCAAUAUGUCUUCGGUAUAUGGUUUGGUCGGUGGAACCUUCACAUGUAAGAUCCCUUGAAUUUAUCUUGGAGCAAGUUUUUGACGAAAUACACUUCAUUAGGCAGUUACGCAGCCUCCAAAGGCGCAGUAUCGAAUCUGACAAGGCAAAUUGCUGUGGACUAUGGAGAAGCGAAGAUCCACUGUAAUGCCAUUUGUCCGGGCUGUAUGUAAAACUCUGUCCCGGGAAUUUGCCUUGGAAGCUCAUUCUUCUCAAUCUAGACACCAAAACUGCGAUUUUUGUCAACACAAUAAACACUUCGGACAGUUCACACGCUCAUGAUACGCUUCAAGCACAACAUCCUCUGAAGGGGAUUGGACAGGUUGAGGAUAUUGUUGGAGCAGCAGUGUUUUUGGCAAGUCCAGAUGCGAGCUGGAUAACAGGUGUCUGUUUACCCGUCGAUGGUGGGUUUACUGCACGAUAAAUCAAUCAUCUAGCAGAAUCUUUCUCCUGCUCUCUGAACGGUCAUUUCGAUCUUAUGUUAUUUUCUCUAGAAAGAUCAACAAGACAACACACUAGGACCAGAGUUCAGAGAAUGGAUAUCGAUUGGGCUUCGGUCCUUUUUUGAAUCACGUGCCGACUCAAUACCAGAAACUACCUAUACUUGGC
Molecule: messenger RNA, 1322 nt
Organism: Hymenoscyphus albidus
Lineage: Eukaryota; Fungi; Ascomycota; Leotiomycetes; Helotiales; Helotiaceae
Source: the annotation of a GenBank genome assembly